This is a messenger RNA of Micropterus salmoides (largemouth bass), 1724 nucleotides long. RefSeq names its product odorant receptor 131-2-like. The transcript has a single exon. Gene Ontology annotation, molecular function: G protein-coupled receptor activity. The record is from RefSeq and is a predicted model, not a curated record. Gene Ontology annotation, biological process: G protein-coupled receptor signaling pathway. The coding region runs from base 440 to 1378 and encodes 312 amino acids. Gene Ontology annotation, cellular component: membrane. Lineage: Eukaryota; Metazoa; Chordata; Actinopteri; Centrarchiformes; Centrarchidae.
GAAGAGAGGAGCAAUGUUGCAGGUCUGUUGUGGCACAAAAGUUUGGACAGAAUUUGGACUUUCUGGCUUCAUUUUAAGGAAAAAGGAUAAAUAAUAAUAGCAGCUUCCUCAUUGGUCCUCAAGUUGGUUAGAGGCUGUUCUCUUCUGUUAAUGAUCUGCUGACACGUGAUGGUGUCACACGAACUUGGUGUGAGGACAGAGAUCAUAAAGAACAUGUGAGGUUUGGGAAACCUUGCAGAACAGCUCUGCCCACACGGUAACAAGCAGGGAAUCUAACCUGCUGACUGUUUUCACAGAAAGAAAUGAUGUGGAUGAUUCUGGGUUCUGCUCUAAAGAUCACUGUUCACUGUUUUUAGGAAUACAAACUGGACUGGAUUCACUGUGCUUUUAUCUGAUUACAUCAACAAGAGGAUUUUCAUGUCUUUACUGUUGCUUUAAGAUGUCAUAUGCAAAUCAGUCUCAGUAUCUGGGGUUACUGGAAAGAGUGUCAUCUUCCAUUGUGACUACAGUGCCAUGUUGUGUGUUUCUCUUCAUUAAUGGGACCUUGUUAUUCACCUUGAGGAGUAAACCAGUGUUUUGUGCGACUCCCCGUUACAUUCUUCUGUUUAACCUCCUUUUUGCAGACACUGUACAGAUGGCACUGAGCCAGUUAAUGUAUGUAAUCGCUUCUUGUAGAAUAUUGCUGACGUAUCCUGUGUGUGGUGUUCUUAACAUGCUUUCCAUUCUUACAGGUAAUAUUUCUCCUCUCACACUGGUGGUGAUGUCUUUGGAGAGAUUUGUAGCUGUGUGUUACCCACUGAGGCACGCUGCCAUCAUCACCAUCAGAAACACAGGGGGGGCUGUCACUGGGGUUUGGACCUUCAGUUCACUAAAUGUCCUCACUCGGGUUAUUUUGCUAAUAAUAUUUCCCUUUCAAGACCUGCAGAUGAAAGAUGUGUGUUCUAUCACAGCCAUGUUUCUUUACCCAGUAUCUGCUGUUUAUGACAAAGCCUACACUUUCUUUCUGUUUGUAUCAGCAGGUUUGGUAAUAACUUCCUCCUAUAUUGGUGUGAUGAUAGCAGCCAGGUCGGCCUCCACAGACAAAGCUUCAGCCCGUAAAGCUUGUAACACACUGCUGCUGCAUCUGGUGCAGCUGGGCCUAAUUCUCUCCUCAACACUUUUAAACUCAUUGUUCUUAGCUAUCUCACAAAUUGUAACGAGGUUAGUGAUUGCGCGUAUCCAGGUUUUUUUUUAUCUGUGUAUGGUCCUCCUCCCCAGAUGUCUGAGUGCUCUCAUCUAUGGCCUCAGAGACCAGACCAUCAGACCCGUCCUCAUGUACAAUCUAUGCUUUCGACUGAAAUGCUCAGUAGCCCCAGCCAAGGCCAACUGUAGAGAUUGACUGUAGUUUCAUGGUUUUGGGGGACAACAUUGUGUAUUUGUAAAAACAACACAUGCUAUUAUUGCUUGAAGUGAACUGAAAGUCACUGAGACUGCAUUCAUCUCUCUGAAUCUAUAGAUUCAUAUACCUGUGUGGGAUUCAAUCUGAGUUUAUUAAAAUUUGAAUAGUUCAAUACAAUUGAAAAACAAGCAGUCAUAUUGUAAGACAAAACAAUCUCAAACUGUCAGGACAAACACAUCACUUACCAGCCUUAGAAUUGAACUACACAUGUUUAUCUACCAGCAUUUAUUGUCUAUAUUCUUGAUAGAUUGAGAAAUAAAUCAGUGGACACAAUACUAUUAACACC